Abrus precatorius (Indian licorice) is the source of this 846-nucleotide messenger RNA. RefSeq names its product salicylic acid-binding protein 2-like. Gene Ontology annotation, biological process: salicylic acid metabolic process; jasmonic acid metabolic process. Gene Ontology annotation, molecular function: methyl salicylate esterase activity; methyl indole-3-acetate esterase activity; methyl jasmonate esterase activity. The record is from RefSeq and is a predicted model, not a curated record. Lineage: Eukaryota; Viridiplantae; Streptophyta; Magnoliopsida; Fabales; Fabaceae. The transcript has 3 exons. The coding region runs from base 1 to 846 and encodes 281 amino acids.
AUGUUCAAAAGGGGAGGGAACGUUUUGUUUAUUCUGGUGUUAUUUUUCCUCUCUUUUUCCAUUUGUGUUAAGGGGAAGCACAUUGUGCUAGUUCAUGGAGCAGGCCAUGGUGCAUGGUGUUGGUACAAUGUGGUGACUAUGUUAAAAUCUUCUGGUCAUAAUGUUACAACUUUGGAUAUGGCUGCUUCUGGCAUUAAUCCAGAACAGGUGCAAGAGAUUCGUUCAAUUUCACAAUAUUAUGAACCUUUGAUGACAUUCAUGAAAUCUCUUCCUCCAAAGGAGAAGGUGAUUUUGGUGGGUCAUAGUCUUGGUGGCAUAUCCACAUCUGUUGCUAUGGAAAAGUUUCCUGAGAAAAUUUCUGUUGCAAUUUUUGUCACUGCAUUCGUCAUUAGUGAAACCCUCAAUACCACAGUUGUUAAUCAAGAGCUGGUAAAAAGAGCAGGUUCCUUUUUGGAUGCCCAAACUUUUUUCUCUGAUGGGCCAAACAAACCUCCAACUUCACUCUUGUUUGGACCCAAACUGCUGGCAUCUAAGCUAUAUCAAUUAUCACCUUCUCAGGAUUUGACGCUUGCAUUAUCAUUGGUGAGACCACAAUCUUUCUUUAAUGAUGAUGAAGCAUUGUCUAAAGAAACAGCAGUUACUAAGCAAAGAAAUGGAAUGGUUCCAAAAGUGUACAUAAUCAGCAAAAGAGAUAAAUUCAUAAGAGAGGAUUCGCAAAUGUGGAUAAUUGAGAGAAGUGGUCCAUAUGCUGAAGUGAAAGUAAUAAAAGAUUCAGAUCACAUGGUCAUGUUCUCCCAACCAAAGAAGCUUAGUUCUCACAUUCUAAAGAUUGCGUACAGAUAUUAA